AUGUGGAAGAUUAUUUUUAACAAUCCUUUUGGCUGCAGAAUGAGACUUCUCGUGGUGGAAUUAAUCUUAAUUUGGGCAUAUUCAGCUCAAGGAGGAAUACCAGCUGUGCCAUGGAAGGUGCAGUGUCCGUCACAGUGUGUGUGCCAGAUACGUCCUUGGUACACUCCAAGAUCAGCCUACAGGGAGGCCAAUACUGUAGACUGUAAUGAUCUUUUUGUUUCAUCUGUUCCAAGUUCCCUGCCAGCUGGAACACAUACACUUCUUCUGCAGAGCAACAAUAUUGCACACUUGGAGCUGCAAGAGUUGGGUUAUCUGGAAAACCUGACGGAGCUAGACUUGUCUCAAAACAGCUUCUCCCACAUCAGAGACUUUAAAGCCAGAGACCUACCAAAUCUUGUAAGCCUUCACCUCGAAGAAAAUCAGCUGGAAAGUCUACCUGACAAUAGUUUUUUUGGACUUGAGAGUCUGGAAGAAUUGUACCUGAACCAUAACCAGUUGUCUGUGAUACAUCCUCAAGCUUUUUUAGGACUGCGACGUCUAUUGCGCCUGCAUUUAAACUCCAAUUUAUUGACAAGUUUAGACAGUCAGUGGUUUAAAGAAUUGCCAGCUCUAGAGGUAUUGAUGGUUGGUGGCAAUAUGGUGAGCUCUAUUCUGGAUAUGAAUUUUAAGCCACUGUCCAACUUAAGAAGCCUUGUUUUGGCAGGCAUGGGUCUUAAGGACAUAUCUGACUUUGCCCUAGAAGGUUUGCAAAAGUUAGAAAGUCUCUCUUUCUAUGACAACAAACUUAUAGGUGUGCCCAAGGAAGCCCUGCAAAGGGUGCCCAAUUUGAAGUUUCUGGAUCUCAAUAAGAACCCAUUGAGCAGAAUUAAACAAAAAGAUUUUGAAAAUAUGGCUCAGCUAAAAGAACUGGGUUUAAACAGCAUGGAAGAAUUAGUAUCUAUUGAUGAAAUGGCUCUAGUAAAUCUGCCAGAACUGACCAAACUGGAAGUCACCAACAAUCCUAAACUGUCUUUUAUUCAUCCUCGAGCCUUCCAGAAACUUCCCCGCAUGGAAACAUUAAUGCUUAAUAAUAAUGCUCUGAGUUCUUUGCACAGAGAGACUGUUGAAUCAUUACCAAACUUGCAGGAGAUUGCUAUGCAUGGCAAUCCACUGAGAUGUGAUUGCGUUAUUCGUUGGGUGAAUGCAACAGCACCCCAUGUUCGUUUUAUGGAGCCUCAAUCAACAUUAUGUGCUGAACCCCCAGAGUUAAGGCGCACACAAUUACGAUUAGUCCCUUUUCGUGAGAUGAGUGACCAUUGUCUGCCCCUAAUUCCUGUACCAAGUUUUUCCCCACGCGUACGUGCAUCUAGUGGUCAGAGCAUCACAUUACAUUGCCGAGCCCUUGCUGAACCAGAACCACAAAUAUACUGGGUCACACCCUCUGGGGAAAGGCUUACAGUGUCUGCAGACUGGGGUGGCUACAAAGUACAAGAAGAGGGAACACUUGAAAUACAGGUAGUGUCAUCAGCGCAUGCAGGUGUAUAUACAUGCGUAGCUCAAAAUUUGGUGGGAACAGAUUACAAGAGCGUAUAUCUUAUGGUCAACCAGAUAUCCCCAACUAGAGAUGACCCAGUGCAGCUGCAAGUGGGAGAAGUGGGUGAGCGUCAUUUAUUACUCUCCUGGAUUCCACCUCUCAAUGCACUCGGAUGUAGCCUUCGCUGGAGUUGCUUAACACCUGGUGCCAGCGUGGAGCGGGCAAGACUCCCUGUAGGUUUAAACUCAUACAAUGUCACAAGACUACUUCCAGGAGAGGAAUGCAGAGUGUGUCUUCGAGUUUCCAUUCUUGGAGGCAGAGUGAGAACAGCUUGUGCUAGUGCUAGAACGAGGGACACUGGCACAGGUUAUAAGCACAGAGGGCAAAAAGCUCUCACUGCACUAGCCUUCUGCUUACUUCUGGCUGUGAUUGGAUUACUUGCACGCUAUCGUCCUGGUAGUAGGACAGAUCCUACAUCAACAUGGUCUCUCACUGGAAGAGUUAUUUACCCACCCAUCAUACAUCAGUGGGACAAAGACAAAAAAGAAGAAUGUAUCUCAGGCAUCAAUGUGCCAGCAACCCCUCUGUGGUAA
Molecule: messenger RNA, 2106 nt
Organism: Staurois parvus
Lineage: Eukaryota; Metazoa; Chordata; Amphibia; Anura; Ranidae
Source: the annotation of a GenBank genome assembly